Saitoella complicata NRRL Y-17804 is the source of this 1510-nucleotide messenger RNA. RefSeq lists its product as uncharacterized. Bases 15 to 1424 code for a protein of 469 amino acids. The record is from RefSeq and is a predicted model, not a curated record. The transcript is spliced from 2 exons. Gene Ontology annotation, biological process: regulation of transcription by RNA polymerase II. Gene Ontology annotation, cellular component: nucleus. NCBI's taxonomy places the organism in Eukaryota, Fungi, Ascomycota, Saitoellomycetes, Saitoellales, Saitoellaceae.
GUCGACUCGCUGCAAUGGGGGCUCUGAGCCAGCACAGUAUGCAGGACUGGCUGAUGACCAAUCCGUUGAAGAGGAAGUGGGUUCCCGUUGCCGUUGGCCAUGGAGACCAGGAAUACAUCCCUAACCUCGACAUGCUCCAAUCCGAGCCCUUAGAAGAAUACCUCCAACCAGAAGUUCUGGAACCCUCAGAACCUCCCACCGAACCCGAACCAAAACGCCAGAAAGGCGUCCGACCAAACAAAUACCACUGCACCUUCGAAAGCUGCGACAAAUCUUACAACCGCCCCUGUCGUCUCCAAGAACACCUCCGCUCCCACACCGGCGACCGUCCCUUCAGCUGUGACUGGCCCGGCUGCGACAAAACCUUCUUACGUGACGCACACCUCCAAGUCCACCGCCGCUCCCACACAAAAGACAAACCCUUCAAAUGUCCGCACGAAGGGUGCGACUCGUCUUUUGCGCUAAACCAACACUUGAAGCGACACCUCAUGACACACGAAGCACCGAAGCCUUAUAAAUGCACAGAGUACCCACCAUGCGAGGUGAGCUUCGCCAAGAACUUUCAAUUGAGGAAACAUGUUGCGGAGGUGCAUACGCAUAAACAUCCCUUCCUAUGUCCGCACGCACCGGGAUGUCCUGCGUCUUUCCCGACCCGCUCAAAACUCAACGCACACAUCGCCCGCGCACACUCCCCCCUCCCCCAAUACUUCUGCGCUCACCCCUCUUGCCCCGCCUCUUCCGAGGGAUUUAAGAGUUGGUCCGCGCUGCAGAAACAUGUCAAGGAAGAACAUGUUCCAACGUGUCACUACGAAGGUUGUGGGAGGUCAUUCGCGAGUCGGAAACAGUUGAAUGCGCAUCUUGUUACGCAUGAGACGAGUGUGGAGGAGAGGAGGAGGUUUGCCUGUACCGUCGAAGGAUGUAACAAGCGCUUCACACGGGCUUUCGCACUCGAUAAACACGUCCGGACCGUCCACGAAGACGAACGGCCAUUCGUCUGUUCCCAUCCCGGCUGCACCGAAGCAUACGGUCAUAAACGUCUCCUCCAACGUCACAUCAAACGCGUCCACGAACACGAACACGAUCCAGACCCGACACCGUCACCCAAGGGCAAGCAGAAAUCGAAGGAUAAGCAGGGCCUUGUGGGACAGUUGACUGGAGCGGGGUAUGUGGAGACGAGGAAGAUUGGGUGUGUUGUUGAGGGAUGUGAGUUUAGGUUUUUGAGGGUGUAUGAUUUGAGGAGGCAUGUUGGGAGUGUGCAUCCGGGGGUUGUGAUGGAGGGUGAUGAUGACGAGCUGGAGCUGGAUGAGGAUGAGGAUGAGGACGAGGAUGAGGAUGAGGCGGAGCCUGAGUUGCCUGACGAUGAUGAGGAUGAGGAUGAGGAAGAGUUUUUGGAAGACAUGGAGGAAGGCGAAGAGGAGAUUUAAAGUGAUCAUUCUUGGGUUUCUGGAGACCAUAUUCUUUUCGUUUUUGGGUGCAUCUAAUGCUGGCCAUUGACAUCAUUCACCAUAUC